Asterias rubens (European starfish) is the source of this 3245-nucleotide messenger RNA. RefSeq lists its product as uncharacterized. Gene Ontology annotation, biological process: lipid metabolic process. The transcript has 12 exons. The record is from RefSeq and is a predicted model, not a curated record. NCBI's taxonomy places the organism in Eukaryota, Metazoa, Echinodermata, Asteroidea, Forcipulatida, Asteriidae. The coding region runs from base 55 to 1905 and encodes 616 amino acids.
AACGUAUAAAAGCACGGACCAGACAUUGUUCUAGCUUAAUCAGGUCCUGCCAUCAUGGGGUCUUAUGUGAUAACAACAAUUUUUCUCUUCUCCCUUUUGGGAUGUGGUCUUUCAUUUCGUGCUCGCGGUGCUCACGGGAAGCGACCGUUGGACUUCCCGGGUUCGAAGCGUGACUUUGACUACCCCGGAAAACUCGGCUUUGAGCACCGUAGAAAGCCCGGGUUCGAGCGCCCCGUAAGGCCGCGUGUGGAGCCAACCCCAACGGAAGUAGUCGAGGGUGACGUAGAGGUUGAAUAUCCAGACUUGAUAAGGGAGGAUGACGUCACGACGACGUUGCGAGAGAACCCAGUCGUCUGCGAGGUCUGCAAGUUUGUCGUUGCUGACCUGCAAAAACUGUUGGGAAACGACUCCUCCAAGAUCGUCGCUUUCCUGGAUUCACUUUGUGCUGAUCUUCCCGCUGAGUACGCCGCCACAUGCAAAGAAUACGUGGAUGGUUGGACGCCAUACAUCAUUGACUUCUUGGAGAAUUCGACCCCAGAUGAGAUCUGUGCUGAAAUCACCCUGUGCACUGCCGGGCAAACUGAGGUGGAUAGCCGUCUAGGAAUGCACCCCUUCGAUCGCUUUGUCAAGUUAUUCCGGAGGGUUAUCAAGACUCAUGGAGUGGACAAAAUCUUGAUGAGACACUCCCUUGGUAAUGACUACCUAUGCCAAGCCUGUGACGAGAUUGUCGAAGCUCUGUACACAGAGCUGAUCACUGAUCAAGUUUUGGAUGAGGUAACGGCUUUGUUGAAAGAGGUUUGCGGCAUGACCCCCGUGGCAGCAGAGUGCACUCAGCUAGUUGAGCAAUACAGCGCUGAAGUCAAAGCCCUGGCCAAACAGUACCUCAACAACCAGACAUGCGUAGCCAUUGGCCUUUGUCCCGGUUUUGAAGUGGACCCACUGGACUCCUUGAGCGGAAUCUUCGACGACAUCCUCCCAGACAUGGAUUUAUUUAAACCCGGUCGGUUCAGGCCCCGUCCCCGACCCCGUCCGGACAGCGAGCCAGCACCUAGAGAUCACCCCCACCGUGAGCACGAUCGGAACAGCACCCACCGUGAGCAUGAUCGGAACAGCACCCAUGGUGGAUUUCACCACAACCACCAGUACCAAGAGUACCACUACGGCAGACACCAUGGACACGGUCCCGUCAGUAGACCCCGCCCUUCUGUCACGAGGUGGUGGCUCCCGGGCUCAAUGCGCCCCGUCUGGCCACGCCCAUCUCACUGGGGAGGUCAUCACACCAGACCAACCGGACCACUUGACCCCAUGUCUCCACCGCAGAAACCCACCAAAACUUCCGAACCGAUGCCCGAACCGGAAACCCCUCGCCCGGAAACCCCUCGCCCAACCUUGCCCUUUGUCCCCAACCCGAAAGUCAUCCACCCCAAGAAACCAUAUCCACCAAAGAAACCAUCCACACCAGGGCUUCCAGAGGGCUUCCUGGGGAAAAACCCGUACCAAGUGGCAGAUUUUUGCCGAAAUGCACCUCCUAACCUUAAGAGGUUAGUGUGCAUCGUACCAAGGGGUCGGAGAUCUGUGGUUAUCAACACAAUCAAUACCGGCGAUCUGGACAACGGGUUCCCAUAUGAUGUCGAAGGUGAACUUGAACCCGAGGUGAAGAACAACUGGCAGUGUGACUCGUGCACAUACGGUGUUGAUCUUCUCCAAAGCUACCUGUUGGAACGUGCGGGAUCGUUCGAGGAGAAGCUGAUGAGAGUAGCCAAUGGUAUCUGCAACAAACUCCCACCAACUACUGUUGCUGAGUGCAAGACUGAGGUAGCCCGUAUGUUGAACGGCCUGGUGCUGAAGGUGAUUGACAGCUACGUCAAACCAGACGAAGUUUGCCCCCUCCUCAAUCUCUGCUAGAGAUGGUCUUGUUUAUUUCCAAAAGAAAUCAAAAUUUUAAAUAUUUUUUAUUAGAGGAAAGUCGAAUUUUGUGUUGUGUGUGAAAUGAUUUUGUAACCGCAUUUUGCUCAUUUCAUGGAUUGAUUAAUGUUAUAGUUUACCUUUAAUUCGCUGUAACUUAAACAAUACUUGGUAGAGAAAGAAAAACAACUAGUGAAUGUAAUUUUGUACAGGACGGACACUGCUCGAAACAGUUCUACAAAAAUAAACUAUGCACGCUUGUGUACCACACGUACAGUACAUACACAUGUACAUUGAUUUUUGGAAGACGUGUACAUCAAGAAAGAGAGGGCGCCCUUUCACCAUUCUAAAAAAAAAACACCCAAAAUCCAGACAUACAAUUAUGUGUCUGUGAGGAUGCUCAAUUUAAUUGUUCAGAUUUUAUAUGACAGUGAGUUACAAAAACCAUGAGCCCUUAUUAAGUAUAUCAUAGCUUGAAGACUUGCAGAUCUAUAAAGAGGGCGCCCUCUUCUAUAAUAACCGGACCAGUCUUUAAAAAAAUACAUUCAAUUAUUUGUUAUUAUAACUAUGCACUUCUUUUGUACUAGAAAUCUUUUUUAAAGACGUUUUUAAAAAAUAUAAAUUUCAAACUUUCAAUCGUUAGCAGAGAACAAAACAGUCAAAACCAUUUAAGAAUUGGAGGCUUAGUAAACUUGUUAUGACGUUAUCAUUCUUCCACAACUUGUGGAAGUUACAUUAUUUUAAUUCAUCGUUGACAUCAAUAAACAUAAUUGGCAAAUUAAACAUUUGAUUAACGUACACAAGCCACAUUGCCUCCCUCGAUGCUUCAUUUUUGUUUUCCUUGCAAAGGGAAGUGACCAGAGCCCAAUUCCAUAAGGUGCUUAGCAGAAAACACUGCUUAGCAAUUUCUUUCGCUUAGGAAAAUUUAGUUGGAUGGCACCAAUGUAUUGUAAACCGUAUUGACUUUUGGCUGGUAGGCUAACCUGUGUUUUCAGGUAAACAAGAUACUUCUAUGGCUUAGUGCUUUUUGUGAUUUCAAGCUUAGUUCACUUGCACAGAGCAAAAGCAUCGUUUGACAUUUUAUUUUACCAAGCAUAAAGGACAAGGGCACCAGUGACACCAAUGUUUAUCAUUUGGACUUUUGGCAGGUAUUCUGUUUCAGCUGAGCAAUUUAGUUAUGUGCUUAACACAUUUUUAUGACCACUGGCUUUAUAAAAUUGAGCAGCAUAGUACAUUGUGAUUCUAACUUGGCUUUUCAUGUAGUAUUUUCUCUAAACACAAUUUUUGUAUUUUUUGAUAUACCCCAAUUUUAUAUUAAAAUGUAUUACAUCAACAUGAAA